UCUCCAAAAGAUCAGAGUGCCAACGGUCAGAUGCCAUCCGCAGAUGAAGACCACAAAAAUAAAAAUAUGGCGUCCCAUGCGAUGUAAUGGAGUAGUACAAAUUAAGGCUGAAAGCAUCGCCGGCCACCACUGCAACUAAUUAAGCCGCUGAAGUAAAGUUGUUCGGCCAAGCGGGGUUGAAGCUAAUAGUUUUGAUGAAGAUGGCUGCCAUAUUCAGCACCCAGGCGUCGCUGGCCACUCCGCGGCCGAGAUUCUUGACCGGCUCCUCCGGCAAGCUAGGCCGUGUGGCAGGGCCGGCCACCACUGCAUCCUUCACCAGUGCUACUGUUCCCUCCCUCAAAGUAGAAGCCAGGCAGGCGGAAUGGCUCCCAGGUCUCUCAUCCCCGUCCUACCUCAACGGCAGCCUGCCGGGGGACAACGGGUUCGACCCUCUGGGGCUUGCGGAGGACCCGGAGAACCUAAGAUGGUUCAUUCAGGCGGAGCUGGUGAACAGCCGUUGGGCGAUGCUUGGGGUUGCAGGGAUGAUUCUUCCUGAAGUUCUAACAAAGCUGGGGUUCAUCAACGCCCCCCAAUGGUACGACGCCGGCAAAGCAGAGUACUUCGCCUCCUCCUCCACGCUCUUCGUCAUCGAAUUCAUUCUCUUCCACUAUGUGGAAAUCAGGCGUUGGCAGGACAUAAAGAACCCGGGGAGCGUGAAUCAGGAUCCCAUAUUCAAACAAUAUAGCCUGCCUCCAAAUGAGGUGGGAUAUCCAGGGGGAAUCGUCUUCAACCCGCUCAACUUGAAACCCACGCUGGAGGCCAAAGAGAAAGAGCUUGCUAAUGGGAGGCUGGCCAUGCUGGCGUUCUUGGGCUUCAUCAUACAGCACAACGUCACCGGCAAAGGCCCGUUUGAUAAUCUGCUGCAGCACCUCUCUGACCCAUGGCACAACACCAUCAUUCAAACCUUCACCCGUUGAUCCAUGAUACAUACUAUCCGGAUAGUAUGCAGCUCCAUCCUCUCCUCUCUCUCUGUUCGAUCUCUGACGUGUCUUUUUCUAUUUUUUGGUGUGUUUUUUCCCCUUUUUUUUCACUGAAAAUCUUUCUGGGAUUAAGUCAUAAUUGUGAUCGAUGGGUUCUUAAAACAAGUGAUAAAUGCAGCACAGUCUGUACAUACUUUGAAAUUAACGCGAAUCACUGCUCCGUUGUCAGCGUCUUAAUUUGUACCCCAGACUCUCUUUAAUCGUUUAAGUUGGGCUUCGUUCGCGCUAGGCCGGUUCAA
Messenger RNA from Phalaenopsis equestris, 1258 nucleotides. Its product is annotated as chlorophyll a-b binding protein 4, chloroplastic. Gene Ontology annotation, cellular component: membrane. The coding region runs from base 195 to 956 and encodes 253 amino acids. Lineage: Eukaryota; Viridiplantae; Streptophyta; Magnoliopsida; Asparagales; Orchidaceae. The transcript has 2 exons. The record is from RefSeq and is a predicted model, not a curated record. Gene Ontology annotation, biological process: photosynthesis, light harvesting in photosystem I; response to light stimulus.